GUAUGCCAUUGUCAGUGCUAACGUAGAUGUGCGAUUUGUAUGAUCGAAUUUCAAUUUAUUUUCAUCCUGUGGGUAAAUUCCAUGAAUUUAUAACGUUAUCAAUCGAACGUGGUUAACGACUGAUAUAUCAGCAGAUUCAAAAGUUUCUUCUCGUAACAAUGGACUCGGAAUAAAGCCGAUGGCUGAGAGGUGAGCGAGUUUCGGCUUCUUUCACGCUGUACGCUGCCGAUAGGAGGAUCACAGUGUGCGAAAGAAAUUGUUUUCCUUCGUCAACAAUUGAACAAAGUAUUCGAAAAGCGUUUCAAAUUAUUCGACGAUAAUACACGCACCUUAUAACAUAACGCACCGGCUGAACAUUACGGUUUUUACGAUGUUUAGCAUACGAUCCGUUGAUUUGUUUCAAUCGCUUUUUGACUUAAGAUCUGCAGUCUCGGCACAGAAACAAAGACUGUUCAAUAGCUUUUGGAUGUCUAAAUAUGCCAGGCUGUGCAGCAGUUGGCUGCAACAAUCGUAGUGAAAAAGGUUAUAUUAUGAAAUGUUUUCCACGUGACCCAAAGUUGAGGAAAAUUUGGCAAGAACGCGUGGCUAGAGCCGACUGGGAACCAUCUAACAAUUCAUUCCUUUGUCAUGUACAUUUCGAGCCUCAGGAAUGGUCCAUAACGCAAAGUGGAAGAAUUAGGUUAAGAAAAAACGCUAUCCCUUCUAUAUUUACGAUAACAUCUACAAGAAAGUCUCCCAAGAAAAGGACUAGGAUAAUUGGUAUCAAAGAAGAAAAUUCAUCUCAAAACGAAUACAGCACCGAAUAUGUGGAAAAUAGUACUAAACAUUCAUCCACGGAACAUUUAGAAGAAAAGGACUCGGAUUUUCAAGAUCUUUGCGAACCAUUCAUUCAGUUUGUUGGAAAUAAGUUUAGAUAUGUUCGUAAGUACGUAGGAGAAGACGACGAGAAAGAAAGCGUUAAUUCCGAUCUUCAAGAAGAAAGUAUUAUUAUGAUUGCCGAGGAUAAUGUCAUAGACAUUAGCAGCUCUGCGAAAUAUGAUAAUCUUGAAGCACGAUUGAAUAAUAGUAAGAAAGAAACUGGAUUAUCUUUAAUGAUCGAUAAUCCGGAAGCUAUAUUAUCAAGUGCCAUUGUGAAAGAAGAAAUUAAACUAGAAGUUAUGGAUCAUAAUGCAUUUGAGGAUAGUUACGAUGAAAUUGAGGAGAAGCUGAAACAGAUUUGCGAUGGUGGGUCUACAGAAGAUGAAAGUUAUAAUAACGAAGGGAGAAGAAAGUUGACAAUUAAAAGUCGCAAGCAAGGUGUACAAAUGAUAGAUAGAAAUGGUGAUAUUAAUAAUGGUAAAUGUAAAGUUGCUCUUUCUGUUAAUACAAAUCAUAAUUUUCCGGGAAGAAAUGAAUUUGGACAUACGCUUAUGGACAAAGAAGAAAAUGUUGAAAUAAUUUUUGGUAUAGAAAGCGGAGAUGAAAAGAUAUCUGUAGCUCAAAUUACAUCAAAAAUUAAUAAAGUAGACGAUAAUGCCUUGAGAUACGACGAAAUAAUAUCUAUUAAAGAUGAAAAAAAGAUUUUUAACGAAGAUAUAGAAGAAAAUUUUACUAAAGAUGAAGUACAUGUUAUACCAAAUAUAAGAGCAGCUAUGAAACGUAAAAGAAGAACCAGAGAAGAAAUAAUGAAGUCGAUAAAAAAGUCGAUUAGAAGCACCUCUGAUCAAGAUGUUAAUUCGUCGACUAAUAACGACUUGUCGGAUAGUAUAGAGCAAGAAACGACGAUAAAAGAUGAGUUGUCAAUGUUUUCACGAGAGAUGAGCGAUAUUAAUAAAAGAAAUAAUUCAAAAAUGGAAGUAGCGAAGUUUGUAAUAAAAGUAACCGGUGAUCCCGAUGAUGUGACCGAAAUUAUCGAAGAGUUAUCAACUAAUACGAUAGAAACACAAGUAUCUCAAAAAUUUACCCCUGUUUGCAAGAAUGAAGAAAAUAAUGCGUUCAUUACGUCUGUUAUAACAGUACUGUCACCUAAAAACCAGAGAGAAAUAACUUACAGCGAUUUUAGUAGUCCAUUAACAAGAGAUGACUACGCAACUUCCACAAAGAAAGAUUUAUAUUGUUCUCCUUCUAAGGAUAGAGAAUUUGUAAAUUUAGAUUUCACUCAUAAUUCGAAAAACUGUCGCUCUUCGUCUCUUCGGCGUACUUGCUCCGACGAAGAGAACAAAAAUCAGACAAAGACUAAUUCUGUAUUACAGAAUAGUAUGUACACUGCUCAAACUACCAUAGAAAAUAAUACUAAAUGUUCUGUUUCACCUGAUUACGAGGAUCUACUGGAGAGAAUACAAAUUCAAGAAGAUGUAAUUGGAAAAUUAACCGAUCAGUUGAUUAUUUAUAAAGAGUUGGAAAACAGUUUGAGAAAUAAAGAUGUUGGCCACGACGUACAAAUCAGAGAAGUAGAAACAACUCCAAAAAUUUAUACAAGAUCGAAUAAUUCACAAGCUUUAGCUGUUACAAAAAAGAUAUUGGAAUCUAAACAAAGGUUAAUAGAAGAUUUAUCGAAUAGGGUGAAUUAUUUUGAAGAAAUGAAUAAGAAAUUAAUGAAAACUGUCACAUUGGAGUCACAGCAGAAGAGGAAACUCGAAGGACAAAUUAAGCAAAAGGAUAAUCGAAUUAAGGAACUCAACUGGAAAUUGGAGAAGGCUUCCAAAUACCUAGAAAGGGCUGAGAAAAACACAAACACAUACAGAAGGAAAAUGUUAAAUAUGCAAACUAUUAUGAGGAGGAGAAAACUUUUAGACGAAAAAAUGAACAAAUUCAAUGAAAUAUUAAUCGAUAAUUCCAGACAAGAGUUUUCAGAGAAGGCUUUAGCUAUGGCAGCAGAUAUUAGAAAAACUUGUGGAAGAAACGGAUACGAUAAGUUACUUUCUUACGGGAUUCCAUUACCACCGUUACCAGCUUUGUGUAAAGGAGUUUUCAAAGAAGAUUACACAGAUAAUAAUAAAAGUGAUACAGAUAAAGUGCAAAAUUCUACUUCAAAAUUAAAUAUCAAAACAGAAAAGAUGCAAGAUACAAAUAACGAAUCUGAAACGGAUGAAAAAGAUUCGGAGCUACCUGACGCGAUUGCUAAAACAUGCGAAUACGAUGGCGCGGAAACCGUAACAGGAACUGUGCAAGACAUUUUCGAUGAAAACAAUGAUGGUGAUGAUUUUAGUACAAAUGAAUUAAGAGAACAUUUCAUUCUGCAGUUGAAUGCAGUUAUGUAGCCACGGUUCUAUAGUUUAGAGCCCUUUCUUUUUUACCACAUUCAAACUAGGAAAUGUAAUAUUAAAAUCGUAAAUGCUUAGACAGGUUUCCUUCUGUAUCAUUGUACAAUAUCCAUUGUGCACUUACAAUUAUAUUUAUUGUAUAAUACCAUUUCACGCUCUCACUUCCGAUGUAAAUAUAUGUAUAAACAUUA
Messenger RNA from Hylaeus anthracinus, 3433 nucleotides. Its product is annotated as putative leucine-rich repeat-containing protein DDB_G0290503. The transcript is spliced from 2 exons. Bases 477 to 3239 code for a protein of 920 amino acids. The record is from RefSeq and is a predicted model, not a curated record. NCBI's taxonomy places the organism in Eukaryota, Metazoa, Arthropoda, Insecta, Hymenoptera, Colletidae.